Molecule: messenger RNA, 1823 nt
Organism: Prosopis cineraria
Lineage: Eukaryota; Viridiplantae; Streptophyta; Magnoliopsida; Fabales; Fabaceae
Product: protein IQ-DOMAIN 18-like
Exons: 5
Coding region: 12-1433 (473 amino acids)
Molecular function (GO): protein binding
Source: RefSeq, a predicted model, not a curated record
CUGAUCUUUCCAUGCAUGUUGCAUUUAAACAUACCAACCACUCAGACCCAGAGGAGCUACAAAGAAAAGAAUUGGAUCUGCCUUAUUUAUAUGCAGACAUAGAUUUUGGUGCAGAAGCUGUUUUAUUUUUCAUGGGGAAGGCAGGAGCAAGCUCUUGGCUGACUGCAGUGAAAAGGGCUUUCAGGUCUCCAACGAAAGAAAACGAUAAGAGAAGCAGUAGCAGGAGAAGAGAAGAACACGAACAGCAGGAGGAGGAGGAAAAGAAGAGGGGAAAGCGACGAUGGAUUUUUAGGAAGCCUUUUAGUCAAGAACCAGAAGUCUCUCAGGUUUUUGAGGAGAGAACUACAACCACCGUCGCUGAUAUUACAGCAACAAGUAGUAAUGUUUCUGAGGCAGCUGAUGAUGAUCCGCAAAGACACGCCAUUGCAGUAGCCAUGGCAACUACGGCAGCUGCUCAGGCAGCCGUAGCAUCUGCUCAGGCAGCCGUGGAGGCUGUUCGGCUUGCAAAGCCGUCCAUCUUUGUCAGACGCCAUCAUGCUGCCACGACUAUUCAAGCGGCCUUCAGAGGUUAUCUGGCGAGAAGAGCACUAAGGGCACUUAAGGGGUUAGUGAAGCUGCAGGCAUUAGUGAGAGGUCAUAAUGUCCGCAAAAGAGCAAAAUUCAAUCUUCAGUGCAUGCAAGCCCUUGUUCGAGUUCAAUCUCGGCUGUGUGAACAGAGAGCAAAGAGGAUUUCUAAUCACGGAAGCACUGAUUCCAGACUAAGUGAUUCCUCUAAUAUCACCUCUAGAGAUGAUGAAGCCCAAAAAGUUGACAGGAUUCGAGCAGCUCUAAAGAAAACGAAAGAAGUUGCCUCAAAACGGGAAGAGGCUCUGGCUGAUGCUUUCUCUCAGCAGAUAUGGAGAACUUGCGGGGACCCCAUCAGCGCCAGUGAGGGAGAGGCUGAGGAAAUCUCUAGAUGGUCUGAUCAAUGGAUAGGAAGAAGAAGAAGAAGCUUGAACAGAGAGACUACAGGGAGAGCUUCGUGUGAUCGAAGAGACCCUAUCAAAAUAGUUGAAAUAGACACCUUUAGACCCUACUCCAACACAGUACCCACCGAUACCACCACGAGAUCAUCAUCAUCUUGUGGUUAUUGUAAGCCUCAGCUCGAUUCUCCGCUCAGAACCCAUACCUUUCCUUUGUCUUCACCAUUGCAUAAAGCCCACUGUGAUGCCUCUUUCCAGCCUCAACUAGUCACACCAUCACAGAGAAAGAUGAAGCAGCAUCUUCAGGUGCAUUCAGCUAGUCCUCGUUGCGCCACCAAAUCCAUAUAUUCAAUGCAUGAUGUUUCAGGGCCCACUUCAGCGCCUAACUAUAUGGCUGCCACAGCAUCUGCGAGGGCUCGGCUUCGGUCAAUGAGUGCACCCAGGCAGAGGACUUCAAGCCUGCAAAAGUAGCAUAACUAUAACACUCGACAUCUUUGGUCAAAUAUUUGAUUAAGAUAGUAUUUUGUGUCCAACAUUGUUUAGCUCAAAUUGUAGAACCUUGAGCAGAUAGCUACAGAUGAGUGAUCUCAAUCUAACAAGAGAGAAAAAUGUUCUUACUUAAUUAACCAGCAUUAGCCUGCCUGAAAUGGCAUCACAUCGUCCAACACUUAAAGCAAUUAGGAUGAAGGGUGGCAACAAUUAAUGUGGUGAUACAAAGGAGGAUGCUCUGUUCUUCUGCAUGUAGAUGCAUUUAGCGACUGAAAAAGAGGAUGGUCAAUAGAAGCUUUUUAGGUGAGGUGGUUUUUUUUUAAAAAAAUUUUCUUAUCUUAUUAAUUGAGGUGGGGUAUUUUUGUGUUAGCA